Molecule: messenger RNA, 504 nt
Organism: Rotaria sordida
Lineage: Eukaryota; Metazoa; Rotifera; Eurotatoria; Philodinida; Philodinidae
Source: the annotation of a GenBank genome assembly
AUGAGAUGGCAAUGUUGUUCGCAAAUUUUAAAUACAUUUUUAGCUAUAAUUAUUCUUUGUUCCCUUAUUCAAGUUGAUGGUAAAAUUCGUCGUCGACGUCAAUAUCUUUAUAAUAACUAUGGUAAUUAUGCACUGUAUCCUGCAGCAGCAUCCUAUUAUGAAACUAAUAUUGCUGAUAUCUAUCCAAGUAAUGCUCAGCAAUACAAUCGUUUCAUUGUUGGUGGAGUAGCUUAUCAAUAUCCAACACCUGUCAAUGUCAUGAGUGGUGGGUCAUAUAACCCACAAGAAUAUAAUGCUUAUCCGAGUGGAGCUGGUGCUUAUUACUAUGCUAAUUUGAACAAUAUGCGAUUACCAACACCAGAUGGAUGGUAUUCGGCAUAUUAUUUUCAAGGAUAUCCAUUUUUACCAAUCUAUGGUAGUGCUCAGCGUCAUGCAAAUAUGUCAAUUAUUAUUAAACUAUUUUUUAUGAUUUUUACUUACGUGAUUUGUAUUCAUAUUUUGUAA